Molecule: messenger RNA, 1748 nt
Organism: Nicotiana tabacum (common tobacco)
Lineage: Eukaryota; Viridiplantae; Streptophyta; Magnoliopsida; Solanales; Solanaceae
Source: RefSeq, a predicted model, not a curated record
AUGUCAGCUGGUCAUAUAUGUGCAAAUGGUCUGGUGAAGAUGCGGACUAUUUCCUCUGUUAUUGUCAAGUGGCUACUUGCUCGUGUUCAUACUUAUCCAGUGUCAUUGCAUGGAAUUAGGUACUUUAUAGUUAAAAGCUGCAACCGUGAGAAUCUUGAAUUGUCAGUACAACAAGGAGUUUGGGCAACUCAAAGAAGCAAUGAGGCUAAACUAAAUGAAGCUUUUGACUCUGUGGAAAAUGUCAUUCUGAUAUUUUCCGUUAAUCGGACUAGACAUUUUCAGGGUUGUGCAAAGAUGACAUCUAGAAUUNCCCCUCCCACCUCUAAUCUUGAUUUCUCUGUUUUUUGGGUUCCAAUAUGGAGGUUAGUGCGAGUAUUAAAACCUAAACAGCUGUGUGAAUUGUCCUUCCAGAAAACUCACCACUUGAGGAAUCCAUACAAUGAGAACUUACCAGUGAAGAUAAGCAGAGAUUGUCAAGAAUUAGAACCCUCUGUUGGUGAGCAGUUGGCUUCUUUACUUUAUCUUGAACCAGAUAGCGAACUUAUGGCAAUCUCACUUGCAGCAGAAUCCAAGAGACAGGAAGAAAAGGCGAAGGGAGUGAACCCUGACAAUGGGAAUGAUAAUCCAGAUAUUGUACCAUUUGAAGACAAUGAAGAAGAGGAAGAUGAAGAAAGUGAGGACGAGGAUGAAAGCUUUGAUCAAGGUUUCGGACCAGCUGCUCUUGGCAGAGGAAGGGGGAGGGGAAUUGUGUGGCCUCCAAUAAUGCCUUUAGGACAUGGGCCCAGACCUCUUCCUGGGAUGCGGGGCUUCCCUCCGGGCAUGAUGGGUGAUGGAUUUUCUUAUGGAGCUAUGACACCUGAUGGUUUCCCAAUGCCUGAUCAUUUUGGAAUGGGUCCCAGACCUUUCGGUCCAUACGGCCCGCGAUUUUCAAAUGAUAUGAUGUUUCAUGGCCGCCCUCCAGCUGGUGGAUUUGGGAUGAUGAUGGGUCCCGGAAGGCCCCCUUUCAUGGGCGGGAUGGGUCCCGGAGCGACAGGCCCACCCAGAGCUGGUCGAGCAGUUGGUAUGCAUCCAUCAUUUGUUCCACCCUCAUCUCAGCCUUCUCAAAAUCCUUAUAGGCCUAAAAGAGAACAGAGAGCUCCAGUUCAUGACAGGAAUGAUAGAUUCAGCUCCGGUUCAGAUCAAGGUAAGGGUCAGGAGAUGGCGGGCUCAGUUGGCGGACCAGAUGGAGUAAAUUAUCCCCAAAGAGGGAAACCCGAACAAGAUGCCCAGUUUGGUGCUGGAAACAGCUUCAAAAAUGAUGAAAGUGAAAGUGAGGAUGAAGCACCAAGAAGAUCAAGACAUGGGGAUGGAAAGAAGAAAAGGCGGGAUACUGAUGAUGAUGCUGCAACUGCUUCAGAAAAAUAGAUUAAGAAAGAGAAGUCAUCUUACAUUCCGGCUGGGAGACAUACUAAAUGUCGCCCUCCUGCCAGAAUAUUCGGCCUGACUGAGAAAUUAACAGAACUUUUAGUUAGCCCAGAACUGUUGAAGUCAUUUGGUCGAGAUUUUUUGAGUUAUAUUAUAUGUCCUUUGGUGUGUAAAACAAUUACAUAUACAAGCUUAGAUUAGAUACAAUUUGAGGAACAUUCCUGUUGGCAUAGUCCUGACAUACUGAAGCAUGAAAGUUGGUUGAAGGUCGUGUCAUGAAACAUUAGAAGUUGAUGGACUUGAUUUGUGUCUAUAAAUUAGUUUUGUUGCUGAUCUUUGGAAAA